AUGCGAGUCAGCCCCAAGAAUUUCUACCGGGCAUUUGCUCCAGCGGGCGUGCUCCUAUUGCCCUGUAUUGUCUUGUUGAUCUUUCGCACUCCUGCCCGUCACUUUUCCGCUGUCCACGACCGGUGGCGGUCCUCUGACCGAGCGGCGGGAACGCCAGGACAGGCGGCUGGAAACAGCACCUUGGGCUUCAGCGGCAUUUACUUCAUCAACAUGAAGAGGCGCUAUGAUCGCCUCGAUGCUCUCUCCCUGCAAUGUUUCCUGUCUGGUCUAGAGGCGAAGGAGGUUCCUGCGAUCGAGCCCGACAUGAUCAACGAUGCGGGUAUGCCGCCUAGCAAAUCACCCAACUUGGUGAAAAUAGGUGAGAAAGGCGCUUGGAGAGCUCAUGCGAAUAUUUGGUCAGCCAUGCUGAGAAAUAACCUCCCGCCCGUCAUCAUUCUUGAAUCGGAUGCAACUUGGGAUGUGAAUAUCCGCAAAAUCAUGCUCAACCUGAAUAAAAAUUUCCGCCAAUUUCUAAAAGAAAUCAAUUCGACUAGACUUCCCAAUCCUCGCUGGACAGACGACAUUGGCGGGAAGGAGGCGUUGGGUGAUUUGUGGCAAAGUGACCACUGGGACGUACUCAGUUUAGGCCACUGUCAUGACUCGGGAGAUAACAGAAACAUCAGUAUAAUCUUCCACGAUCCAGCUGUGCCGCCGGGCAAGGACUUUUACGGCAAAAAGCUCGACCGGCAGAGGGUCAUCCGAAAAGCCGGACGCAUCGUUUGCACAACGGCGUAUGCCAUCACCCAGACUGGGGCAGCUAAGCUACUGCUCAAGACGUCCCGGAACCUUGACGGUCCAUUGGAUCUGAUUGUCAUGGACAUGGUUAUGUCGGGGGAACUCGUGGCGUACAGCACGAUGCCGCCCAUCAUGGCGCAAUGGCAGUAUGUGGGCGGCAUCGGGAUGAACGAGCGCGGAGCCAACAGCGACAUACAGGGAUCCGAAGAAGACGCCGAGAAGGAGGAGCCCGACGAGAACCCCUGGGAGAAGGUUGACAAGUCUGGUAGUGUGUGGACAACCAAGCCAUGGCAUGAGGACGUUGCCUUUGAAGACAUGGCCCUGCAGGUUGCCUGGCAGAGGAUUUUUGGAGAUGAUUUUGGAAGCGACAGCAAGGGCGAAUGA
Messenger RNA from Metarhizium album ARSEF 1941, 1158 nucleotides. RefSeq names its product Glycosyl transferase, family 25. The transcript is spliced from 2 exons. The record is from RefSeq and is a predicted model, not a curated record. The coding region runs from base 1 to 1158 and encodes 385 amino acids. Lineage: Eukaryota; Fungi; Ascomycota; Sordariomycetes; Hypocreales; Clavicipitaceae.